AUGUUUAAAAUAAAACUAGAGCCUUUAAAAAUGACAGCUUGGACUAUGAAUGUGUUCGUAAAGUUUCGGAAUAAGUACUCGGCUCCCGGCAGCGUCGCCGUCAUGGGGAAGGACUAUUACAAGAUUUUGGGCAUCCAGAGCGGUGCCAAUGAAGAUGAAAUCAAGAAAGCCUAUCGGAAAAUGGCCCUGAAAUAUCACCCCGACAAAAAUAAAGACCCCAAUGCUGAGGAGAAGUUCAAGGAGAUUGCAGAGGCUUAUGAUGUCCUGAGUGACCCCAAGAAACGAGCCGUGUACGACCAGUAUGGGGAGGAAGGUCUCAAAACUGGAGGUGGCUCUUCAGGUGGCUCAGGGAACACCUUCCACUACACCUUCCAUGGAGACCCUCAUGCCACCUUUGCGUCCUUCUUUGGAGGCUCCAACCCUUUUGACAUCUUCUUCGCCAGCAGCCGGUCCCGGAUGUUCAAUGGCUUUGACCAGGAAGACAUGGAUAUGGAUGAUGACGACGACCCUUUCAGUGCCUUUGGCCGGUUUGGCUUCAAUGGCAUUAAUGGGGUUCACCGGCGGCACCAGGAGUCCCUGCACACGCGGAGGAAGGUCCAGGACCCACCUGUCAUCCAUGAGCUCAAGGUGUCCCUGGAAGAGAUCUACCACGGAUCCACCAAGAGGAUGAAGAUCACUCGCAGAAGGCUCAACGCUGAUGGCAGGACCAUGCGGACUGAGGACAAGAUCCUAAACAUUGUCAUCAAACGGGGUUGGAAGGAGGGAACCAAAAUCACCUUCCCCAAAGAAGGGGAUGCCACUCCAGACAACAUCCCUGCAGACAUCGUCUUCAUCCUCAAGGACAAGCCUCACUCGCACUUCAAGAGAGACGGGACAAACGUGAUCUACACGGCAAACAUCAGUCUUAAAGAGGCCUUGUGCGGCUGCACAGUGAACAUUCCCACCAUCGAUGGACGGGUGAUCCCACUUCCCUGCAACGACAUCAUCAAGCCAGGGACAGUGAAGAGACUACGUGGGGAGGGGCUGCCCUUCCCCAAGGCCCCCAGCCAGCGAGGAGACUUGAUCGUGGAGUUCAAAAUCCGCUUCCCAGACAGAAUAGCUCCCCAGACAAGACAGAUCCUCAAGCAGCACCUCCCAUGCUCCUAGAGCCCAGGGACUCUCCUCCAAAGCAGCAAUACUCCAAACGCAUGUGCCACAGUACCUGGCCUGCACAGAGCCAAGGUGCCACAGCACUUUUAAAUGCAAAAAAAAAAAAAAAAAAAAACAAACCAACCCCUCACACUACAUUUUUCCCCCAAAAACCCCAUUCGACCCACCCCCUAUCCAUCCAUCUUGGCCAGUUUUUUACUCCAGCAACAGGGAGACUCCUGUCUACCACA
Molecule: messenger RNA, 1379 nt
Organism: Cinclus cinclus
Lineage: Eukaryota; Metazoa; Chordata; Aves; Passeriformes; Cinclidae
Gene: DNAJB5
Product: DnaJ heat shock protein family (Hsp40) member B5
Exons: 4
Coding region: 1-1146 (381 amino acids)
Biological process (GO): negative regulation of transcription by RNA polymerase II
Cellular component (GO): cytosol
Molecular function (GO): protein-folding chaperone binding
Source: RefSeq, a predicted model, not a curated record